UGCUCCAAUGCCUCCAACUCUCACGACUUCUCUUAGCGCAAUUUACAUUGAUAUUCUCUGUGUGUGUGUCUUCAGUGUGUAUAGAUAUGAAUGGUAGCCUAGGUACCCAAAUGGAGUUGCUUGCAAAUCUUGUUUAACAUUUUUUUCUCUUGUAAGAUUCGAUCAGACAGAAUAUAAACGACUAACGGCUUAAUUGUGAGCUAAUUGAACUAGGUUUGUCCAUUGAUCUCUCUGUGUCUGUUUUGGGGAGUUGGAACGAUUCGUAUGAUACCUGUUCGACAAAAUGCUUAGAAGAGAUGUAGCAUUAUGCAACGGAAAGCAAAACAUUUAAUUUUUUCUGAAGAUAAUGAUUUGACGGGUUAUGCCAGCGAAUUAGUCGCUCGUUAGUUUAUUUAUACAUAUUAUGAAUCACAAUGCUCGCGAUUACUUGUUGCAGCUUUUGAACGUCCCUCACACAAGUUUUGAAUUCAGAUGACUGUACGCACAUUGCACAACCCGUUUACAUCAGUGGCCACCCUUUUCGGGUUUCCGUAAUACGAGAAGAACUUGUUCCUCGUUGAUAAUGCAAUAAGCCCUUUCCUUGGUAUGAAGCGGUUCACCCUGCUAGUAGGCAUGCCACGAGUGCGCAUACUCCAUUCUAGCUAGAAUCUCGAAGGAAGAUGCAAAAACCUUAGGUGGUGUAAAAAUUGACAUCUGUGCUGAAAACAACUUGGUUUAGCUUCAUUUCAAUCUGAGACCAUGUUAUCUCAUAGAAUCCUCCAGAAGAUGCUUACAACGCGUCUUGUUUCAAGCUUUAGCCCCUCCUUCGGGUUCUCUUCACUUUCAGCAUGUGGAGACAAAUUAAAGCAAGAAAGGGUUUUUUCAAGUUCAGACGUUCUUGAAUAUUCGAAGGUGAGCCUUGACUCAAAUCCUCUGCAUUUUGAUCUUGAGUGUGCCCAGAAAGCAGGGUUUGAAGAUCGACUAGUUCCGGGGAUGCUUGUUGCUUCCUUGUUCCCAAGGAUUAUUGCUUCACAUUUUCCUGGAGCCGUGUAUGUUUCGCAAAGCUUGCAUUUCAAAUUGCCAGUAUAUAUUGGUGAAGAGAUCAUCGGUGAAGUACAAGCAACUAAUAUAAGGGCAAUGAAGAACAAGUACCUGGCAAAAUUCAAAACGAAGUGCUUCAAACACGGCGACCAUCUGGUAAUUGAUGGCGAGGCUACAGCUAUUUUAUCAACUCUAGCCAUGGAGCAAGGGAAAUCUAUUACUAUCUGAUUUCAGCCAUAUUGGGUAUGACUUUCCUGUCUUCUUCUUUUUGUUAGAGCCGACGAUCGAGUUCUGUCCGUGCUUAUCCAUU
Rhododendron vialii is the source of this 1330-nucleotide messenger RNA. Its product is annotated as 3-hydroxyacyl-[acyl-carrier-protein] dehydratase FERN, mitochondrial-like. The transcript has 4 exons. Bases 739 to 1248 code for a protein of 169 amino acids. NCBI's taxonomy places the organism in Eukaryota, Viridiplantae, Streptophyta, Magnoliopsida, Ericales, Ericaceae. The record is from RefSeq and is a predicted model, not a curated record.